AGAUUGUGAAGUAUGUGAGAGAAGAAAUGCCAACUUCAGUACACCACUUUGAUGUGUGGCAUGUUGUAAAAGGCCUGAAGAAGAAACUUCUUGCCCUUUCCAAGGAGAAGGAAUGUGAGAGACUCAUGGCGUGGAUAAAAAGUCUAUGUAACCACAUGUACUGGUCAGCAGCUUCAACACCAAGUGGGAAUGGGCAACUUAUGCUGGAGAAAUGGGAAUCUGUGAUCAACCAUGUUCAAAACAUCCAUGAACAUGAUGGUGACAUUUAUACAGAGUGUGCCCAUGGCCCAUUGGAAGAGAGUGCGCGCAAAAAGAAGUGGUUGCAGCCAGGGAGUAAAGUGGCAGAACGUUUAGCAGAUAUUGUCACAUCCAAACAAAUGAAAAAAGAUGUUCCAAAACUGUCACCAGGGCCACAAACUGCCUCCCUUGAGGGCUUUCAUUCUGUUAUCAAUCAUUUUGCCCCCAAAAUGAUUGGCUUCUCAUUUCAUGGAAUGUACUCACGUAUAGUACUCGCGGCAUUGCACUUUAAUGAAAAUGCAAUGCGUGAUCAGGCCACCACUAAGGACGGAACAAAGCGAUUUGAUGUUGUAUUCCCUAAAUACAAGAAAGGAGAAUAUUCCGUCCGAAAAAUUAAAGUUGACUGCACCUAUGAAUACAUUGGUCAAUUAAUGGAUGUAGCUGUCACCUUAGCAGAGGAAAAACCCAUGAAUUCAAGUGUCCUGGACCUUGAAGAUGUACCACCACCCCUUGCAAGUGCAUAUGAAAAGCCAGAGAAACAAGUGGCAAUACAGGAAAAGAUUUCGAGAUAUGCCAACGUCAUUGAAUCAGAUUUAUAUGACAGUGUUGAUGAGCCAUCCUGCUCCAAUGCAUGAGAAUGAGAAUUUUAAGACAUUUUAUAGUUAUUGCACUGGAUUAAAUUAU
Ostrea edulis (European flat oyster) is the source of this 921-nucleotide messenger RNA. RefSeq lists its product as uncharacterized. NCBI's taxonomy places the organism in Eukaryota, Metazoa, Mollusca, Bivalvia, Ostreida, Ostreidae. The transcript is spliced from 5 exons. The coding region runs from base 27 to 872 and encodes 281 amino acids. The record is from RefSeq and is a predicted model, not a curated record.